CGCCUUCCCCAUUCGCCCGGCCGAUUCACCAGCGCCCCAAACCCCCAGCCGAAUCCGCGUCGCCUCGCCUCGCCUCCCGAUGUCGCCGGCUGCUGGUGGCCCCGCGCCCACGCCCGCUCAAUCGGCGCCCGCCGUCCCGCAGGCGAUCGCGCCGCCGCCGGGGCCCGGCCGUGCGGCGCCCGCGGCGCCCCGCCGGGAUCCGCCGGGCGACCCCGAGGGGGCCGAUCCCGCCAAUGCGGCGGCGAGGAAGACGCCGUGGAGCAUGCUGGUGCAGCCCCCCGCCGCGGCGUCGGCGGCGGCGGCGGGGGAGACCCCAGAGAGUGGCGGCAUCAUCGGUGGGGAUGCUUCGUGGCCGGCGCUCGCGGGGUCGACGCGCGCGGGCCCCAAGUCGGGCUCGUCCGACUCCCUCAAGGCACUCUCCGAUGCGUCCGGCCCGUCGCCUCAGGAGGUUCCAAUUGCCGCUCCAUCGGUACCCCCAUAUCCAGUUGUGGGGGCUAAUCCGAUUCCCACCGCCCAAAACCCUACCUCCAUACCUCCUCCCAUGGCCGCGGCUUCCUCUCAGCAGAACGGUGGCACAACCCAGACGAUUCCAGUUCGGCGCGGUGGCAGCAGCGGUGGAAACGGUGGAGGUGGCAGUCGUGGGUAUGGUAGCAUUGGUGGUCGCAGGGCUGCCAAUAGUAAUGGAGGUGAUGGGAGCAGCGGCAGCGGUGGUGAUGAUAACUGGAAUAAUGGAAGCCUUGGUACUGGCAGUGGUUGCAACAGCACCAAUGGCGAUGGUUCUAUCAACUUGGAUGAUAAUGCCCCUGGCGCUGGUCAUGCUGGUGGGAAUGGCAAUGGCAGCAGCAGAGAUGCUCCUGGGAAUAGACACUGGAACCACAACAUACGUGGUGGUAUCAGCAGUAACGGUGCUGGUAGUGGUGAUGGGAACAAUAGAAAUAGUAGUGGUAGCAGCAACCACUGGAAUAAUAAUCCCCGAAUUAGUAGUGGCAGUAGCAAUGGCGUUGGAGGUCGUGGUGGUUACCGUGGUCGCCGUGACCAUGAGAGAGGGGCUAACUUCCCUAGGAAUUUCCCCAGAGUUCCAGUAAUGCCAUAUCAACAGCAGCAGCAGCCUGGCAUCUACCAGCCUGGACCUUUUUACCGACCGCCGCCACCUGCUGCCCAUUUUAUGGUGCCACAACAUUUUUAUGCUCCACCAUUUCCCUACCCUGCGGAUGUGCAACCCUAUCCUUUCUAUGUCCCACCAGUAGAGCAGUUUCAGAACAUGCAUCUUGUUCGACCACCCAUGCAGCCUUCAUGGGUUCCUCCUCAGGAUCUGCCAAAUCUCCAAGAUGAUAUUAGGAAUCAGAUAGAGUUCUAUUUUAGCACAAAUAAUCUAUGCCAUGACACAUUCUUGAGAAGACAUAUGAACGAUCAAGGAUGGGUACCUAUCAACCUAAUCUUAGGGUUCAAUCGGAUGAGGGCAUUUACGAGCUUGGUUGACACCAACUACAUAUUAGAUGCUAUCCGUGGUUCUGAGUUAUUGGAAGUGCAGGGAGAUAAUGUUCGGAGGCGCAAUGAUUGGAUGGAAUGGCUACUUCAUUAACGCUGUCCACUAGCAAAUCAGGUUAAGAUGCCAAAAUGCAGCCGCAUGCUAUCUUCGGGGAACUGAAUAGAAGUCUUGUGGAAAAUUAUAUGGAGGAGUCCUGCAAAUUGACGCAUUUACAUGACAAUCUCGAUGCAUGCUACACGUCUCUGCGUACUAAUGUGAAACUAGAUCAAAUCUUGGCACGUUUAGGAGCCAGUGUCCCUGCCCAGGCCAUCGAUAGGUCGACUCCAUGUUGUAUAUUGGCUAGCUCUGUAGCUUGGCUCACUGGCUCUUAAACGUGGGAAGGCUUGAUCUAGUUUGAGAUUGGUGCACAAGGGCAUGUGGCAUGGAUCAAGAUCGUACUAUAAACGCGUCGGUUUGCAGGAUAUAGAUUUUAUUUUCUAAGUCUUGGGUGAUUUGAUCAUGGGCACCGGGUACCGGAUCCGUGGACUGAUGUACAGUGGGUCUAUUGGAAGCGGGAAGAUUUUGUUUGUUUAGAUCGGACAUGAUGGCUGCACGUAAAGCCACUAUUGAGGGGAUAAAUAACAGGAAAUAAAUUUACUUAAAAGU
Zea mays is the source of this 2134-nucleotide messenger RNA. RefSeq names its product La-related protein 1C. The transcript is spliced from 7 exons. Gene Ontology annotation, cellular component: nucleus. Bases 80 to 1582 code for a protein of 500 amino acids. Gene Ontology annotation, molecular function: mRNA binding. The record is from RefSeq and is marked validated. Lineage: Eukaryota; Viridiplantae; Streptophyta; Magnoliopsida; Poales; Poaceae.